Molecule: messenger RNA, 5346 nt
Organism: Poeciliopsis prolifica (blackstripe livebearer)
Lineage: Eukaryota; Metazoa; Chordata; Actinopteri; Cyprinodontiformes; Poeciliidae
Gene: prkcha
Product: protein kinase C, eta, a
Exons: 14
Coding region: 1115-3157 (680 amino acids)
Biological process (GO): protein phosphorylation
Molecular function (GO): diacylglycerol-dependent serine/threonine kinase activity; ATP binding
Source: RefSeq, a predicted model, not a curated record
UAAUGAGGUUAUCAUUUAGAGAUGAUUAUAUCUAUUAUCUUCUUAUUGUAAAACACACAAAAUGUCAUUAUUUUUGCAUUAUUCUGCAUACAAUAAAUGUCUAAAUUUUUCUGAAGCAGCAUUUAAUGGACCUUUACUGCCACCUACUGGACAAAAACGUUAUAUUGUUAACAGGUUUCAUCACAAGAAAGUGUCUCAAUAAAAUAAAGCACAUUUCUUCUGAAAUGAACAAACAUAGAUGAUGUGUUUCUGCACAACACAAUUAUAAAUUAAAAUUGUUUAUUUUAUUAAAAUAAAUAAUUUCUACUCUGUCAGCAGCUUCUUUGAAUUAAUAAAUAAAUUAGAAAGAAAGUAAAAGAAGAAAAAAUAGAUGAAAGAUAAAAAAGAAGAUAAGAAAAAAGUAAAGAGAGAAAUAUGUAUUUAUUUCAAGACAAAAUGUAGUCCAUAUAAUUUAAAAAUGAAACAAAUUAUCAAAUCAUUUGUUGUACACCUUUACAGAAAAGUUGUUUUUAAAAAAAAAAAUUCCGAUAUCGGAAAAUAAGUUUCAAAAAAUUAAGAAAAAAAGUAAGCGCAAGAAGAAAAAAAAAUUUUUUUAAAGCAUUAAAAAAAAGUAAUAGAAAAAUAUGACAAAAAUUAGUCCGUAAUAUUAAAAAAUAAUAAUAAAAAAAAGUUAGAAAAAAAUUAAAAUGUAAUAAAUUACCACGUAGUUCCAGCUGAUGUCCAGCAGAGGUCAGGCUUUGCCCGAACACCAAACCGCAGGUGAAUUUCCGCACCUUUCGGGCGAGGAGAGCAGUGAUGCAUCGUGGUUGUUGUAGUCCUACCCGCCUCUGAGUGACUGAAAACUACAAGCCUGACCAUGUGACAAUAAAGCCAGUGUGUUUUGUCUUGCGUGCGUUUGCGUGUCUGUCAGAAAUUAUGCGGAACUCGCAGGCCCUGUCAGCGCUGCAGCUUCCUAUUUACUGAAAGGCUGACAGACAGACAGCCUGCACAGGAUGACUCCGAGCAGUCACCGGCUUUCGCCAUGAAGUGGCUUUCUUUUUUUCAUUCCUUGACGCCCCUAUAAAAGUUUAUUUUUGCUUCAAAUGCUUUUUUGAAACUUUCGAGCGAUUUUAAAAUGAAGUUCAACGGAUACCUGAAGCUGCGGAUCGGCGAGGCGCUGGACCUCAAACCGACCACCUUCUCAACGCGCCACACCGUCAUCUUCAACAAGGCCCCCCAGACGCUGGACCCCUACAUAGUGGUGAAGGUGGACGACUACAAGGUGGGGCAGACGCACACCAAGCAGAAGACCAACAUGCCCACGUACAACGAGGAGUUCUCCCUCAACGUCAACAACGGCAAGCAGAUCGAGCUGGCGGUCUUCCACGACACCCCGAUCGGAUAUGAUGACUUUGUGGCCAACUGCACCAUCCAGUUCGAGGACAUGAUCAAAACAUCCAACACAGGAGAGACCUUCGAGGGAUGGAUGGACUUGGAACCAGAGGGCAAGGUUUACGUCCUGAUUACACUCACCGGAUCGUUCACCGACGAUGUCGCUGUAACUAAAGAAAACACCCACAAGCAGUUUACGAGGGAGCGGCAGGGCGCCGUGAGGCGACGGAUCCACCAGGUCAACGGGCACAAGUUCAUGUCCACUUUCCUCCGUCAGCCCACCUUCUGCUUCCACUGCAAGGAGUUCAUCUGGGGUGUGUUCGGAAAACAAGGUUACCAGUGUCAAGUGUGUACGUGUGUAGUUCAUAAGCGGUGCCACCAGCUGGUUGUCACUGUGUGUCCACGCAUGAAGAGAUCAACCAAAGAGAAGGAUGCAACUCAAGGUUUCAGCAUCAACGUCCCUCACAAGUUCAGCACUCACACCUACAAGUCUCCAACCUUCUGUGACCACUGUGGUUCGCUGCUGUGGGGAUUAGUUCGGCAGGGCCUGCACUGCAAAAUUUGUAAAAUGAAUGUUCACAUACGCUGCAAAGGCAACGUCGCCCCAAGCUGCGGCGUCAACAGCGUGGAGCUGGCCAACAAGCUAGCGGAGAUGGGUCUACAGGCCGGAGGACUCUCCAAGAGGAACACAAUGCAGGUUAAAGAGCCGAGUAGGCAGCCAUCCGAGAGAACGGAGAGUACAACGACCACGGAGGGUCAGCCGGAGACCCCGCGGCUGGGGAUCUCAGAUUUUACUUUCCUUCAGGUUCUUGGCAAAGGCAGCUUUGGCAAGGUGAUGCUGGCAAAACUAAACGGCAAAGAUCACGUCUUCGCCAUAAAGGUGCUGAAGAAGGACAUCAUCCUGCAGGACGACGACGUCGAGUGCACCAUGACGGAGAAGCGGGUUUUGUCGCUGGCCCGCUGUCACCCGUACCUCACGCAGCUUUACUGCUGUUUCCAAACACCGGAUCGUCUUUUCUUUGUGAUGGAGUUUGUGAAUGGAGGCGAUCUCAUGUUCCACAUCCAGAAGUCCAGGAAGUUUGAAGAGGGCAGAGCGCGUUUCUACACGGCGGAGAUCACAUCCGCCCUCAUGUUCCUGCACAGCAAAGGCAUCAUCUACAGGGAUCUAAAACUGGACAACGUCCUGCUGGACAAAGACGGUCACUGCAAGCUGGCAGACUUCGGCAUGUGCAAGGAGGGAAUAUUUGAGGGCGUGGCCACCGGGACGUUCUGCGGGACUCCGGAUUAUAUCGCCCCAGAGAUCCUGCAGGAGAUGAUGUAUGGCCCGUCGGUGGACUGGUGGGCGCUCGGCGUGCUGCUGUACGAGAUGCUGUCAGGCCACGCCCCCUUCGAGGCUGAAAACGAAGACGACCUCUUUGAGUCCAUCCUCAACGAGGACAUCGUUUACGCGUCCUGGCUCAGCAAAGAGGCGGUCAACAUUCUCAAAGCUUUUCUGACUAAAAACCCGGCGCGGCGUCUCGGCUGCAUCCCGUCAGAAGGAGGCGAGGACGCCGUCAUCAGCCACUCCUUCUUCACCGGCAUCGACUGGGAAAAAUUAAACCGCAGAGAAAUAGAGCCGCCAUUCAAGCCAAGGAUUAAAACGCCUGAGGAUGUGAACAACUUUGACCCGGACUUCACCCAGGAGGAGCCGACGCUGACCCCCAUCGACGACCCCGUAAUCCCUUCCAUCAACCAGGACGAGUUUAGAAACUUUUCCUUCACUUCGCCUGACCUUCUGAACAUCUGAGAGGCUCCAAUCCUGGCAUUUAUCUCCCAGUUUUCCUCCCAGUUUCUACUGAAAUCACUUGAACUUCAUCGCUGUCUCCCUCCUCCAGAAAUCUGAGGGAAUGUCUCAAAAGGACGUUGGAGGCGCCGGGCGAUAGCUGAACUCCUCUGCACCCGUUUAACCCUGGAUGUUGCAUUUUUCAUCUGAUUUUUAUUGUUAUUUUCACUGUCAGAUGGAUUCACUGGCACAUCCAGCCGUUCUGUUGUAAUGGAUUUUCUUCCUAUUUCUUCAAAUGGAAAAAAUACUUUUUAUAAAAAAUAAAAAAAUAAAAUUGUUCUGUGUUCAGAAACACACACCAGUUUCACAUGAAUCUGCCAGAUUCCCAGAAAAGGUCCGAAUUAAGUGCUGGAAAGCCUGUGACUGGAGCAGAAGAAAUAGUUUUUCAGUGACCUACUCUUUCUCUGGAAAAAACACAAAUGCACACAGACUGAAGAAGUCAGAAACGCAGCAGAAGUUUUUCACCGAUUAAAGAUGGCAGAACCUGAUCAACAGCCUGCAGAUAAGAGACGACGCAUUAUUUGGACUCUGCUGCUCUUUGUAAUCUGAUCAGAUGGGCAAGUUAAACAUGGCGCAACGAAUCACUGACUCAUCCUGAUGGGGAAAUAGAAAAAAAAACUAAAUUUCGCCACGGCAGCGUGACAAAGAGAGAGUGAUUGCAAACGGUUGUACGUUGGCAGAAUGAAAGCAGCAUUCACUCUGCAAACACAGAGGCUGCACUGCAAAAACAAACUCUCACCAAGCGGCUUUGUCUAGUUUCUGCUGCAAAUACCGUUGUACAUUUGAAAUAAGACAAAACUAACUUGCAAGUAGUUUUUCAGAAAGAUAUAGGAGCUUGUUUUAAGUCCUUGGUAUUGAUGAAAAAAUAUUAGUACAAUGACAAAUUAUUUCACUAGUAACAUGACAUUUUUCCCAUGUUGUAAGUGAAGUAAUCUAUAACUUUUAUAGCAAUAUUAUGGAAAUAUUGACUCAAAAUAAGUUCAUAUCUUGCUAAAAAGUUAGUUUUUGUACUGAGAUAUUUGCACAAGAAAAUAGACAAAAACACUUGGAAACAUUUUGUGGUUUUUUUGGUCAAAGUAACUUUUCAACAAGAGACAGACUUGUGUUACACUGCAAAAACAGAAAAUCUUAUCAAGUAUUUUUGAUCUAGUUUCUAGUGCAAAUAUCUUUACAUUUGAAAUGAGACAAAACUAAUAAGUAACUUUUUAACAAGAUUUUAGUGUUAGUUUUAAGGAAGUAAUUUCUUAAUACUGAUUAAAACUGCUAGUUUUCCUUUCAUACUACUUCACUUAAAAGGUAGGAAAACGUACUUUUAUCAGUGAAAUAAUUUGCUGAGGAAAAAAAAACUUUUAAAUCAAUAUUAAGGAAUUAUUUACUUAAAAUAAGCUCCUAUAUUUAUGCUGAAAAGCUACUUGUAUGUUAGGUUUAUCUUAUUUUAAGUGUACUGAGAUAUUUGCACUAGAAACUAGAUCAGAACUACUUGGUAAUAUUUUGUGUUUUUGCAGUGUGUGUGACGGCUUCCUGCUCUCUGGCCUGUUGGUUUAAAUCCAAGAAAUUCAUAAAAAAAUGUUCAGUCCUUGAUAAAAGCGGAGCAAAAAGCAGGCAAACAGGGAGAGCUUGAAUCUUUCACCUAGAUUUUCUGAUAUCUCAGCGGACGGGUUGGGCCUUCAGCUGAGCUUCAGUUUUCGUUGCUAAAUAACGGACGAUAGACAGGAAACCACACACGGCGUCACUGCUGUCGCCUUUAAUCGAGACAGGAAGAGGAGCACGACGAGAUAACUUUAUAGAUCUUUCUGUCCUGCAUUAGGGGAGUUUAGGCAUACUUUUAUUUCAUUUAAGUGACAAAUUGCCAUAAGGGGAAAAAGGCAUGAAAACAUGCAGUAGUGGAAUUAAUCUGCCAGUGGAUUGAUUGUGUAUUAAUUUAUUAAAUAUGACUGCACAUCUUUUCUUUUCUCAUUGAAGUUACUUGUAUCGUACUUAGACGUUCUACUCAAGUAAAAGUAGAGAAAUAAAAAGUACAGUGCCAUAAAACAUGUAAGUUACUCAGAUAAAUGUAGCUGGUACUUCUGUCACACCUGCAUGUUCAUGUUCUUUGCAGAAUAAUUUUAAUUCAGCCACAUUAAAUCACUUUCGACCAUAGAAAGACAACAUGA